This is a messenger RNA of Culicoides brevitarsis, 3713 nucleotides long. RefSeq names its product structural maintenance of chromosomes protein 3 (gene SMC3). NCBI's taxonomy places the organism in Eukaryota, Metazoa, Arthropoda, Insecta, Diptera, Ceratopogonidae. Gene Ontology annotation, molecular function: double-stranded DNA binding; ATP binding; cohesin loader activity. The record is from RefSeq and is a predicted model, not a curated record. Gene Ontology annotation, cellular component: chromosome; mitotic cohesin complex. Gene Ontology annotation, biological process: mitotic sister chromatid cohesion. The coding region runs from base 108 to 3713 and encodes 1201 amino acids. The transcript has 7 exons.
CAAAAAGUAUCAAUUUUUCUCGUAUUUUGACACAAUUACUGCAAAUAAAUCGACCAAAGUGUGCUCUUUUCCAUCUGGCGCGGAUGCUGUAGCAAUAACACGUCAAGAUGCACAUUAAGCAAGUUAUCAUCCAAGGUUUUAAGAGUUAUCGGGAACAAACUGUCGUCGAGCCUUUUGACAAGCGACACAAUGUAGUUGUAGGACGAAAUGGCUCGGGAAAAAGUAAUUUUUUCUAUGCCAUUCAAUUCGUUCUGAGCGACGAAUUCACACAUUUACGCCCGGAACAGAGACAGGCGCUGUUGCAUGAGGGCACGGGAGCUCGUGUGAUGUCAGCUUAUGUCGAAAUUAUCUUUGACAAUUCCGAUAAUCGAGUGCCUAUCGAUAAGGACGAAAUUUUCCUGCGUCGCGUAAUUGGCGCCAAAAAAGAUCAGUAUUUCCUCAAUAAGAAGGUCGUUCCACGCUCGGAAGUCGUAAAUCUCCUCGAAUCUGCCGGAUUUUCCAAUUCCAAUCCGUACUACAUCGUGAAACAGGGAAAAAUUAAUCAAAUGGCGACCGCUCCCGACUCGCAUCGCUUAAAAUUGUUGCGAGAAGUUGCCGGUACACGCGUUUACGAUGAACGAAAGGAGGAAUCGAUGAAUAUUUUGCGCGAAACUGAAGGAAAAAUCGAAAAAAUCGACGAAUUUUUGCAAACAAUCGAGGAUCGACUGAAAACGCUGGAAGAGGAAAAGGAAGAACUCAAAGAGUACCAAAAAUGGGACAAGGCACGUCGUUGUUUGGAAUACGUAAUUCACGAAGCCGAACUAAAAGACACGAAAAAGCAACUUGAAGCCCUCGAAAAUGAACGAAAAAACUCCGGAGACAAGCAGAAACAGUACCAAAUGGAGUUGCAAAAGGUUCAAGAGCAGAUAAGGAACAUUACGCGUGCCGUCAAAGAAGCCAAAAAAGAAGUUGCGACAGCGAAAGACGAAAAAAGUGUUCUUGCGGCGGAACAACAGCAACUUUUACGCGAAAAAACCAAACUUGACCUCACAAUAAGUGACUUGACGGACGAAGUGCAGGGCGAUAACAAGAGCAAAGAACGCGCCGAGAUGGAGCUGAAACGUCUAAAAGCCACAAUUGAAGAGAAGGAAAAGGAACUGGAGGAAGUUCGACCCAAAUAUGAAGCUAUGAAACGAAAAGAGGAAGAAUGUUCGCGCGAAUUAUCGCUAAAGGAGCAAAAACGGAAGGAACUUUACGCCAAACAAGGCAGAGGAUCGCAAUUCAGCUCCCGCGAAGAACGUGACAAAUGGAUACAAAACGAGCUGAAAUCCCUAAAUCGACAAAUUAAGGACAAAAUCGGGCAUCAGAGCAAACUUACGGACGACCUGAAGAAAGAUGCGCAAAAACAAAAAGAGCUCGAGAAAAAAAUCGAAGAACAUGCGUCAGAAACGGAGCAACUUCGAGUCCAAAUCGACGAACACAACAAGCAGUAUUACGAGUUGAAGAAGAAAAAAGACGGAUUUCAAUCGCAACGGAACGAACUUUGGCGUCUGGAGACCAAAAAAACGCAAGACCUGUCCUCGCAAAAAGACGAACUCAUCAAAGCCGAUCAAGCGUUGCGUUCGAUGGCGGGCAAACCCAUCCUCAAUGGCAGAGAUUCCGUGCGAAAAGUUCUCGAAAGCUUCCUUGAACGUGGAGGGCAACAUGCGGAAAUUGCUCGAGCGUAUUACGGGCCCGUCAUUGAAAAUUUCAAUUGUGACAAGACGAUUUAUACGGCAGUUGAAGUUACGGCGGGAAAUCGUCUCUUUCAUCACAUUGUCGAAUCGGAUUUCGUGGGAACGCAAAUUCUGAAGGAAAUGAACAAGCAAAAGCUGCCGGGAGAAGUCACGUUUAUGCCGUUGAAUCGAUUGCAAGUGAAGGUGCAUGAUUAUCCCGAUGAUCCGGAUUCCAUUCCAAUGAUUUCCAAGUUGAAGUAUGAAGAUCAGUAUGACAAGGCGUUGCGAUAUAUUUUUGGGCGUACGCUGAUUUGUCGUAAUUUGGAAAGAGCGACGGAGUUGGCGAAGUCGAGCGGAUUGGAUUGUGUUACGUUAGACGGCGAUCAGGUUUCAUCUAAAGGUAGUUUAACGGGCGGUUAUUUCAACACGAAUCGCUCAAGACUCGAAAUGCAGAAAAAGCGCACCGAGUACAUGGAAACCAUCAAAGAGUGCGAAGAAGAACUGACUCGUUUGCGACAAGAACUCAAACAAACGGAGAGCAGCAUAAAUCAAAUUGUCUCAGAAAUGCAAAAAACCGAAACGAAGCAAGGCAAAUCGAAAGACGCCUUCGAAAAAGUCCAAGCCGACAUCCGUUUAAUGAAGGAAGAACUGGCGCGAAUCGAGCGUUUCCGUCAACCGAAAGAACGUUCGCUCGCGCAAUGCAAAGCCAAUCUCGAAGCGAUGAACAGUACAAAGGAAGGUCUCGAAAGCGAGUUGCACCAAGAACUUCUUUCGCAACUUUCGAGCGCGGACCAACUCGAAGUCGACACUCUCAACGACGACAUCCGACGUCUCAACACGGAAAACAAAGAAGCGUUUUCGCAACGUAUGCAACUCGAAGUGCGCAAAAACAAACUCGAAAAUCUCCUCACAAACAACCUUUUCCGUCGCAAAGACGAACUCGUGCAAGCUUUGCAGGAAAUUUCCGUCGAAGAUCGCAAACGACAACUCACAAACUGCAAAAACGAAUUGACUGUCGCGGAAAAACGCGUCGCCAAAGUCAACGCUGACUUGCAAGAAAUGGAAAAACGGGUACAGGCAGCAAUGAAGCAGCAAAAAUCGCAACAAAAAGAACUCGAAACGAAGAUCCAGCAGGAGAAAGAAAUUCAGGAAAAAGUCAAUGAAGACGGAAAACGCAUGGAAAAAUGGGCAGCACGCGAAAAUUUGUUAGUACAAAAGAUUGACGAGUGCACGGAGAAGAUUGCGGGACUCGGAGCGUUGCCACAAGUUGAUCCGGCGUAUCAGAGAAUGUCACUGAAGCGACUUUUUAGCGAAUUGGAGAAGGCGAAUCAGCAUCUCAAGAAGUACAAUCACGUCAAUAAGAAGGCGUUGGAUCAAUUUUUGAGCUUUUCGGAGCAAAAGGAGAAGUUGUACGCGCGGAAGAAGGAAUUGGAUGUCGGAGGAAUGAAAAUUCGUGAAAUGAUGAACCACUUGGAGCUCCGUAAAGUCGAAGCAAUCCAAUUUACGUUCAAACAAGUCGCUGCAAACUUCACAAAAGUCUUCAAGAAACUCGUUCCCGAUGGUGCAGGUCACCUCGUACUCAAAACACGUGACUCCGAUGGCAGCAGCUAUCACGACCAAGAUGUCGCCACGUCAGAUGACUUCGUCGGAAUUGGUAUUCGGGUGUCAUUUACGGGCGUCGAUGCCGAAAUGCGUGAAAUGAAUCAACUUUCGGGCGGACAAAAAUCACUCGUCGCUCUCGCAUUAAUUUUUGCCAUACAAAAAUGUGAUCCGGCGCCCUUUUACUUGUUCGAUGAAAUUGAUCAAGCUCUCGAUGCGCAACACAGAAAAUCCGUUGCCGACAUGAUUCACGAGCUAAGUGACAAAGCGCAAUUCAUCACGACAACUUUCCGACCCGAACUUUUAGAGAAUGCGCACAAAUUCUACGGCGUUCGUUUCAGAAAUAAAGUCAGUCACGUGGAUUGUGUCACACGAGAAGUUGCAAGAGAUUUCGUUGAAGACGAUACCACGCAUGGUUAG